Dendrobium catenatum is the source of this 5660-nucleotide messenger RNA. Its product is annotated as G-type lectin S-receptor-like serine/threonine-protein kinase SD2-5. The transcript has a single exon. The record is from RefSeq and is a predicted model, not a curated record. Bases 2034 to 3188 code for a protein of 384 amino acids. Gene Ontology annotation, molecular function: ATP binding; protein kinase activity. Gene Ontology annotation, biological process: protein phosphorylation. Lineage: Eukaryota; Viridiplantae; Streptophyta; Magnoliopsida; Asparagales; Orchidaceae.
UUAAUAUCAAAAUAAUUGCAAGAAUUUAGCAUAUUAAAAGCAAUAAAAAACUGAAAAAUUUGAAGAAUAAUCGAAGAAGAAAUCUAGCUAGUUCAAAACUUAAAUCCGUGCGCAGGAAAACAAAGCAACGAAGCUUCAGCUUCAAUGGCAAUUUUGACUUCAGUGCCCUUGCAAACACUGUACUUUAAAGACUUACCAUCAAACAGUCUGCAUAUGUGAAUGAAGGUAAAAAAAGAAUAACUGCAGUCAGACUCGCUUUUCUAGAAUUUCUUGAAAAUUGAUAUAUUAAACAAGUCUUUUAUGUUGACUAGGUAAAUCUUUCUUAUUAUUUUUCAAAUUUUUCAGUGACUUUCUAGUAAAAAGGUUUAAUUUUUGUACUAAAAAAAUUACUUUAAGAGACAAUAAAAGAGCCGUUCCAAAUGAAACCUAAGUUCAAAUGCAUUAAGCAAAUUAAUUAAAAUAUAAUGCUUGCGAUGCAGUAUUUCUUGUCAUUUCAUCAGAAGAUUCAGACUAGAAUGUGAGAGCAAGGCUGAAGACACGUCAAAGGAAGAGUAUUAGCUAGUGAUUGCAGGUAAUAAGAUCAGAUAACCUUCGAAAUCUUUCUCAGUAAAUUGAAAUCAAUUUCCUCUUUCGGUCCCUCAAUUGCAUGUUGAUCUGCCUAUCAUUUAUUUUAUCUAUUCAGGAAGAGUAUACUAUUUUACAUCUAUAGUCUUGCAGAAUCAUGUUUGGUGAAAUUUUAAGACAUUUACUCUAAGGAACUCUGCUUCCUAAAUGAAUAGCCAACAAGAAUGAUCAGAAUGGAAGUAGCUAGUUUUUCUACUUCGAAAAUUUGUGUGACAGAUAUUUUUAACUGCCCGAAUUUGAUCAAAGUACAUUUUAGAGCCGUCUAAUUUAUUUUUAGAUAACUGUUACAUAUAUUUUGAUUGAUUAGUCAUAACUCUCUCUCUUUAUAUCAAGACCCUAAUUUUUUGUCAAGAUAAAAAUUUCAGUUCUAUAAAUUCCUCACUUUUUUCUUCAAAAGAGACGCCCACCUAAGGGGUUUAAGCAAGUCGGGGGUUGGGGGUGUGGAAUAGAUUUGUUUUAAACCAUAACACUAAGGCUUCAUCUGGGACAACUUUCAUACUGAUUUCUAAAAAGGCUUAAGUAACUAAAGGGAAAAUAAGAAAAAAAAAAAUCAUGCUAAAAAACAUGCAUGCAAAAGAGGAAGCAAAAUAUGAGAUUCAAAGCCGCAAACGAGCGUUAAAACCUCAAUGCAAUCCUUACCUUCAAUCCGUGAAUGGAUAGGUCAUGACACUAAUGGAUUUGGGCGGCAACUGGGGCGAUCAUGGUAUGGCCAACUUUUUCAUGCAGAGUGCAGCAUCUACGAAUGACAAGUUACAACGUUGCGCGGGAUAGGAGAAGGAAGAAAGGAAAUUUUGGAAGAAGGGAAUAGCAAGCAGCACUCGAGCAGACAAGCAACAAUAGGGAAAAAAAUUUAGCAGGGUCAGAACUCUAAAAUUACCUCAUAUAAACUUUAUUUUUUUUUUAAGGCAGGCAUGCCCACCCUGAACCAUAUGGGGAUCAGCCCCUACCUCUUACUAUCAACCCCCUCUCUCUCAAAAUAAAUGAUGAAAUAAAAACUAAAUCAAUUUUCCCAAUUUCUUAUCAAUUGGUCUACUUCAUAUUCACUCAUUUUAACGAUAUUUACAAGUUUCUUAGAGAGAGAAAAAUUUGUACAAAAAUUUUAUAAUUUCAUCAAGUAUUAUUAUAACAUCCUACAACUAGACUAAUUAAUUUCUUACUUUGUCAACAACAGAUAUGUCGAAUUCUUCGAACAACAUUCCAAAAUCAAGUAAGGAUAACAUCAAUGGAAGGAAUGCACUUAUUUCUACAAGUAAGAAUAUUUUUCAGCAUCCCCUUCUUAAUCAGCUUGAAAAGAAAUAACAGCUUAAUGAUGCAUUCUUCAAGUCUCAUUAGUGUUCGUCUUAUUUUAUACUUGCAUUGCAGCAUCAAUCAUAGUUGGUGGCAUUGUAAUAAUAGUUAUUGCAUAUCUAAUGAUAAAGUGUAUUCAGAAGAUCAAAAUGUAUUUUCGAGCCUCUCGUGUCAUAUCCGAUGAAUCCUCUGAAACAACAAGCAAAAUUGUUGAAAGAACAAACUAUGUUUCAAUGACUACAAAUGACAUCCUUAGACAUGUAACCAUGGAGAGGUUUCUACACGACAUCCAAAAGGAGAAGCCUAUAAGAUUAACUCCACAUAAUCUCAAAGAAUUCACCAAUAACUUUGCCGUGAAAUUGGGUUCAGGUGGAUUUGGAGUGGCAUAUAAAGGACAGUUUCCAAAUGGCAUUCAAAUUGCAGUGAAGGUUCUGCACAGAAUCCUGGAUAAGAAAGCUGAGGAGCAAUUCAUGGCGGAAAUAGGCAUAAUCAUAAAAACUAAUCACAUUAACCUGGUCAGGCUAUAUGGGUUCUGUUAUGAUUCUGAAAUAAAGGCACUUGUAUAUGAGUACAUGGAAAAAGGCUCACUCGACCGAUAUUUGUUCAACAUUAAGCAUAGACUUGAAUGGCUAACACUGUAUGAGACUGCAGUUGGAACAGCAAAGGGAAUUCGUUAUCUUCAUGAAGAGUGCCAGCAAAGAAUACUGCACUAUGACAUAAAGCCUGAAAAUGUUCUUCUUGACUCAAGCUUCUCGCCAAAAGUUGCUGAUUUUGGACUUGCAAAGCUUUGCAAUAGAGAUGCUACUCAUGUCACUAACACGGGAAGAAGAGGCACUCCUGGCUACGCUGCACCUGAGAUGUGGCUGCCAUUGCCUGUAACACACAAAUGUGACGUCUAUAGCUAUGGUAUGCUUUUGUUUGAAAUAAUAGGGGGGAGGAGGAACUUAGAAUUGAAUGCAAAUGAAAGCCAAGAGUGGUUACCAAAAUGGAUAUGGAAAAUGCAUGAAAAAGGGCAGCUAAGCAGAAUGAAGUCCAUUUGUAGGAUUGAAGAGAUUCAAAUGGAGAAGGAAGAAAGAAUUUGUAAGGUUGCACUCUGGUGUGUUCAGUUUAAAGCCGAGGCAAGGCCUUUGAUGAGCAAUGUGGUGAGGAUGUUAGAAGGGCAAGAGGAGAUCAUGACACCUCCUAACCCAUUCCUGUACUUUGCCUCAUAUGAAGCAACUUCAGGGGUGAAUAAUGAAUCAAAUUCGACUAGUUCAAUGUCCACUACUUCCAUGUGAAAUUUUUUGCUUCUGAUAGUUUUUUUAUAAUAUUUUUACAAUUUUCAAGACUGUUUACUAUGCAUAUUUAGGCCCUUAAUACUAGAAGCAACAUCACAGAAAUAUGUUCCCAUUUGUAUCAAAGAAACAUAAAGGAAGAACCCGUCUGAUCUAUUAUACUAAUCAAAGAACUAAAUUUUUUCUUCUAGUUUUCAUAUGCUCAAAAUAUGGAAAUUUUUGUAUCAUGUUUCCAGUACUCUUAGAGUAAUGCUAACAAGUUGAAAUCAUUUGCGAAUCUCUCUUUACUAAUUUAUGAACAUGCAUAAUCAAUGGCAGGAAGGUAUGAAUGAUUUUUCUUCAUUCCCAUUGAAUGCAAUCAAUCUAUUUUUUUUUUUUUUUAAACCGUGGUUAAAUGGUGAAUGAUGACUUUGUUCUCAAAUAUAUCAUCACGAAUUGACAUGAAUUGGCUCAUCUAACUGCCAAACAAACUGAAGGAGCAAAAAAAGUUUGUGAAACUCCCAAACAUACCAGAGUGUAAAAGAAGUAUAUUCACACCAUAACAAAUCAAAUCUAUCCUGGACUAUCCUAGCUCAGACCGACCUAGGCAAGUCAUAUUCCUCAUGCAUUUCUUAAUGAGGAGGGGAGCAACUAGCAAGGGCUGCAAUGCGUAACUACGGCCAUCUAUCAAAGGGCCAAGUGGAUUUGCACCUCAGAAACUAAUGACCAAUGAAUAGCAUGUUGGUGCCCUCAAUUACCACAAACAUUCAUUAAUUUGGAUGUACUAAAUAAAAAAUAUAUGAAAAUUCUAUAUUUACUUGUGAUCAUACACUCAAGCUCAUUUUAAAUCAUUUGUUAAAGAUUUUCUUCUCAAGAUAACAAAGAAUUCCAACCUUUCUUCUUAAGCAAGGUUACUUGUUUCAAUUGAAGCUACCUAAGAAUCAUAUCACCUUGAACUUUUUUCAAUUGAUUCAUUGCAUGGAAGCCAAAGCUUCUAGUAAUAAAGGGAUGGGAACAUCACCCUGAACCUUUAAAAAAAAAGUUAUAGUUCAAGAUUAGUAUUAUUGGUUGAUCCCUGGCAUAAUCCAUGCUCAACCAGUUGAACAAUGAAAGCUCAUCGGAAUUUUGAUGAAGUUUACUUCUUUGUAAAGAAGCGAACAUAAUCACAACAUUUUAUUGUUGUUGAACAUCAACCAUAUUUUCAAUGGCUGAUUUAUUAUUGAUAAACUUCAAUAACAAAUAUUAGCCAUAUUGUUUUCUUGAAGUCAAAAACUAUACAAAUUUCAGUAAACAGGUGAGGACAAUCACAACCACUUACUUUCAUAAACAUCUAUUGCAUUUUUUAUAUUCCUAGAUAGCCACUAGUCAAGGCUAUAAAUAGGGUUAAUGGUGUGAGCUCAUUAAGUCUCACACACUCAUUAGUGAUUCUCUUCUACUCUUUACGAGAGUAAUCAAAGUUUUCCCUUUCCAAUUGAUUUAGGUUUAUUUAAGAGCUAGGAGAUCAAAGUUUUCUAAUUGGUGCAAACUCCAAAGGUUAUUUAUAUUUCCUCUUACUGUAAAGGAGAACUUUAAUUAAGGAUAUUAUAUGUGCUAUAAGCCAAAAGUUUCUAUCCUUAGAUUGGAGAUGAGAAUGGGUGGCUAACCGGAUAUACUGACCUCCAUCUCGAGGCCAGCUCGAGUGAAUGUGGCGAGACGAUGACCGAUGAAUGCAAUAUCAUUUGAAAUGUGUUUGAGAUGUCGUGACCAUGAUUAAAAGGUCUCAAAUGUGGCCCAUUCACAAAACACAUUGCUUUGGUACAUCAAGAGCAUCAAAAUCACCAAAAAAGGACCCUUAAAAUCGAUUCAGUUAAUUAUGAUGAAAAUGACAGACUAUAGAUUUGACUUCAUACAAAAGUUGGUUGAGCGUUAUUUGUUCACAAAAAUGAACUUUGUUGAUCCGUUUAGAAUGUUGAAAUUACCUAAAAAGAAUGCUCCAAUUGCAAGGGUUGGUCAUACCAAAAUGAAAGUCAAAAUUUGCUCUCGCACGAAGUAUUGACACAAAAUUCAAAGGCAUGAAGAGCGCUAAAUUUACAUGAGAGGUCAUCACACGUUAUUUGCGCUAAAUUGAAGGAUAUGAAUAAUUUUGAUUUGAAUUAUUUUUUUCUAAUUUUUUUCUCUAUUGUUUCAUUAUUAAAAUUAUUAUAGUAGGGUUAAAAAAUUCAGAAUUCCACUUAGGUGAACAUGCAUUAGUUUGGGCUAAGGGUAAUUAAUAUUUUUAUUAAUUUUCCCAUUUAAUCACCUUUCCUUGUCAAACCACGUCCAUUCCUGAUAGAAGCUCUAAGUUUUAAUUUUUUUUCCAAUCGCCUAAAGGUUCCUGGAGUCAAGGAUUGGUGUUAGAAUCGGGAGUAGGUUAUAAGGUUGGGGGAAAGAAUCGAGUAGGUAGAAAUCGAAGGAGAAGGGAAGAAGAGAGGAAGAGGAAGAGGAAAAGGAAGGGAAGAAGAGAAUGGAGAAGAAGAA